Oncorhynchus kisutch (coho salmon) is the source of this 1913-nucleotide messenger RNA. Its product is annotated as solute carrier family 22 member 7-like. NCBI's taxonomy places the organism in Eukaryota, Metazoa, Chordata, Actinopteri, Salmoniformes, Salmonidae. The coding region runs from base 82 to 1740 and encodes 552 amino acids. The transcript has 10 exons. Gene Ontology annotation, molecular function: transmembrane transporter activity. Gene Ontology annotation, biological process: transmembrane transport. The record is from RefSeq and is a predicted model, not a curated record. Gene Ontology annotation, cellular component: membrane.
UUGGUUCAAAAGUACGAAUGUGAAUGAGUGUGAUUGCUGUGCUUUCAGUAUUACAAGAAGUCUGUCUGGACCAAGUGGACGAUGAAGUUUGAGCACCUACUCUCGGAUAUCAAUGGAUUUGGACGGUUCCAGAUUAUGAUCAUUAUUAUCAGCUUCGUUGCACGAUUCACCCUGCCUUGUCACUUUAUGCUGGGUAACUUUAUAGCGGCCGUGCCCUCUCACCGCUGUGACCUCAGCACUCUGGAUGAUGAGGGCGUCUUUGGGAAUCUGACCCAGGAGCAGAGACUGACUGUCACUAUUCCAGUACAAGAAGAUGGGACUCCAAGCUCCUGCAAGAUGUUCCCAGAACCCCAGUUCCACCUCCUGUCCAACUCCAAUGACAGUGACCUAGCUACAGUCCCCUGUCAGAAUGGAUGGGUAUAUGACAACAGCACCUUCAAAUCCACUCUGGCUACAGAGUGGGACUUGGUGUGUGACCAGAAAGGGCAAAAUAAGGUGACGGCCACCAUCUUCUUCUUGGGAGUGAUGUUCGGAGCAAUGACCUUUGGUAGUCUGAGUGACAGGUUUGGUAGGAAGACCAUGCUCCUGGUGUCCUAUAUCUCUGGCAUGCUGUUUGGUGUUGCCAGUGCUUUCUCCACCUCCUUCAUAAUGUUUGCUGUGCUCAGGUUCUUCACUGGGUUCGGCAUCACUGGCAUCGUCAUCAUCUCAUCAGUACUCAGUGUGGAGUGGGUGGACAUUGAGCACAGAAAAUUAGUGGGAGUGAUUGACAGCCUGUCCUGGACGUUUGGUAACUCCAUGAUUCCAGCCAUAGCCUAUUGUGUGAACGACUGGAGACAGCUGACCAUAGUGGUCACCUCACCUCUCGUCCUGGCCAUACUCACAUGGAGGUGGAUUCCUGAGUCAGCCAGGUGGCUCAUAGCCAAUGGGAAGUUUGAGAAAGCAAACUUUUAUUUGCAACAAUGUGCCCAGAUUAACCAGAAGCAGGAGUUUGCAUCCAAAAUUACACCAGAGACGCUGUCCAGUAUCAUUGUGACAGAGAGAAAAGACAGAACCUACUCCUACCUGGACUUGGUCAGGACCCCAAAGAUGAGGAGACUGGCUCUACUCACAGGCAUAGUGUGGUAUGGUGUGGCUUCAACAUAUUAUGGCAUUAGCUUCAACAUCACUGGAUUUGGGCUCAACAUAUAUCUAACCCAGUUUGUGUAUGGUGCCAUAGAACUCCCAGUCACACUAUCAGUGUACUACCUUCUGGAUAAAGUGGGCAGGAGAAACACAGAAGUAGGAUCUCUGCUAGGAGCUGGAAUCUGUCUCGCUAUUAAUAUUUUCCUACCCAGAGACAUGUCUGUUUUAAGGACGGUGGUGGCGAUGCUGGGGAAGGGUUGCUCGGCAGCAUCCUUCACAACUGUCGUGUUAUACAGUUCUGAGCUGUUCCCUACUGUGGUCAGGCAGAAUGGCAUGGGCUACAACUCGUCCAUGGGUCGCCUGGGGGUUUCUCUGGCCCCUCUCAUCCUGCUGCUUGACGAGGUGUGGAGGGACCUUCCGCAGGUCCUCCUCUGCUCCAUAGCCCUGCUGGCUAGCCUGGUGGCCAGGAUGCUGCCUGAGACACGUGACCGCUGUCUACCAGAGACCAUUCAGGACAUUGAGGACGGGCAGACAGGGAAAAGUUUGGCUGGAUCCCAAGUUGUGGAAACAACAGAAAUCCCUCUAAAAUCAAAGGCCAACGAUGAGGGGGAAAAUUGAUACUAAGAUAUUCUUUCCGGAAAUAUUUUUUAUAUGCCCAAAUGUGCACCAACAACAAUUUUCAAACACCUUUUCAAGUAAUCUCAUUGUGUUUGUUCCACAUCAAAAACAACACUCAAACCUAGCACUGAUUUAAUAAAACAAGACAAGCGUAAUUCAUUUUAUUCCUCCUA